Hydatigera taeniaeformis is the source of this 348-nucleotide messenger RNA. The record is from the annotation of a GenBank genome assembly. NCBI's taxonomy places the organism in Eukaryota, Metazoa, Platyhelminthes, Cestoda, Cyclophyllidea, Taeniidae.
AUGACAGUUUUACUACCCUUGCGCAUUUGCACUGCUUGUGAUAAGGUGCACUGGAACAGCCUCUUCUGGAAUGAGCCCUACACACAAAGUCGAGCUGAAUUGAUGUGGUGCGUUCCCUUCGCACCUCGGGCUGCUUUUGCCACUGUCGAGAGGCAUCCUGCCGCUGGUGCCUGUAAACCAAUCCAGCUUUCCCUCACUCUACUCUCCUCCAGCCUCCGGUCAGCCACAAUGCUCAUCUUCAUUGAAACUGUUUGUGGUGGUCAGUUAGUGAACAUUCUUCCUCAAUUCUCCAUGUCACUGCAUUGGCGUAGUGAUGACGAGGACUCAUUUCGAGUCGACCUCGCUUAG